AUGGACUCCACCACUCCUCCACUGACUCCACUGGAGACACCACCACCUCCACCACCGUCGUUCACGUUUGCUUCGUACAUGAUUCCGGGAUAUGUUCUUCAGAUGUUGUGCAUUGCAUUCUACGGAUGCGUUCUUCUCGCUGUUCAGCGGAUCAAAAAUAAGGCUCAGUUCGGAUCACAGUUCUAUCAUUUGUUCUUUUUUAUUGGAAGCGCUGAUGUGAUCCAUGCCAUCGCUCUUCUCUGGAUGUGCUUCGAGCGUGAGGUUAUCCAUGGAGACGCGCUGUUUGAAGUGACAUAUGUGUGCAGCUGGCUAACAUGCUCUUGCUACCUGAUCCAUAUCAUUGGCAACGGACUAAUGGCUGUUAAUCGCUACUCGGCGACCUUCACUUUCCAUACAAUGCAUUUCUGCCCGAAACUUAUCGGCAGAUACUUCAAGAUCAUCGUUGCUAUCUCCGCCUUCUGCUCCAUUCCAGCUCUCUUCCGCGUUCGUAAUUAUGUCUAUGAGAAUGGUGAUUGGACGUAUACUCUGAGUCCAGAUUGGCUUAUUAAAGUUCAACGCUACAUCAUUAUUUUCUGGGUGUCCCUCUACUUCAUCAUCGCCCCCACCUUCACCAUCAUGACACGUUUGAGAUGCAACAACUUCAUCAAUGUCUCGCAUUUCCAUAGAAGUGAUCAGUCCCUCGUCUUCUUCAACAUCCUACACAUGAUCUUCCACUUCUUCGUCUUCCUCUACGAACUCUUCGAGGCCUUCCAGUCUGAGAACGUUUUCAUCAUCUUCAUCCAUUCACAUGUCUACAUAUUCCUCUUCGGAACCACCGUCCUCAACUCCCUCUUCAUCACCUGCACCACGACUCGUGUCCGUUUGGAGCUCUCGAAAAUUCUUUGCCAGCUCUACAAGCAAGGAAAGGGAAAAAUCUCGGGCAGCAACAAUACCAUUCAAGUGGUCCCUUCCAGAUUCUAA
This is a messenger RNA of Caenorhabditis briggsae, 960 nucleotides long. Lineage: Eukaryota; Metazoa; Nematoda; Chromadorea; Rhabditida; Rhabditidae. The record is from RefSeq and is a predicted model, not a curated record. The transcript is spliced from 3 exons. Bases 1 to 960 code for a protein of 319 amino acids.